Cynocephalus volans (Philippine flying lemur) is the source of this 4140-nucleotide messenger RNA. It is a transcript of the gene TRIM24, whose product is annotated as tripartite motif containing 24. Gene Ontology annotation, molecular function: zinc ion binding; protein binding. Gene Ontology annotation, cellular component: chromatin. The transcript is spliced from 19 exons. The coding region runs from base 62 to 3190 and encodes 1042 amino acids. The record is from RefSeq and is a predicted model, not a curated record. Lineage: Eukaryota; Metazoa; Chordata; Mammalia; Dermoptera; Cynocephalidae.
CGGGCGGAGACCACACUCCCCCUUCCCCGCCGGCGGCGGCGGCGGCGGCGGGGGCAGGACAAUGGAGGUGGCUGUGGAGAAGGCGGCGGCGGCGGCGGCUUCGGCGGCGGCCGCCGGGGGGCCCUCGGCGGCGCCGAGCGGGGAGAACGAGGCCGAGAGUCGGCAGGGCCCGGACUCGGAGCGCGGCGGCGAGGCGGCCCGGCUCAACCUGUUGGACACUUGCGCUGUGUGCCACCAGAACAUCCAGAGCCGGGUGCCCAAGCUGCUGCCCUGCCUGCACUCCUUCUGCCAGCGCUGCCUGCCCGCGCCCCAGCGCUACCUCAUGCUGCCGGCGCCCAUGCUGGGCUCGGCCGAGACCCCGCCGCCCGUCCCCGCCCCCGGCUCGCCAGUCAGCGGCUCGUCGCCUUUCGCCACCCAAGUUGGAGUCAUUCGAUGCCCAGUUUGCAACCAAGAAUGUGCAGAGAGGCACAUCAUAGAUAAUUUUUUUGUGAAGGACACUACUGAGGUUCCCAGCAGUACAGUAGAAAAGUCUAAUCAGGUAUGUACAAGCUGUGAGGACAAUGCAGAAGCUAAUGGGUUUUGUGUAGAGUGUGUUGAAUGGCUCUGCAAGACAUGUAUCAGAGCUCAUCAAAGGGUGAAGUUCACAAAAGAUCACACUGUCAGACAGAAAGAGGAAGUAUCUCCAGAGGCAGUUGGUGUGACCAGUCAGCGACCAGUGUUUUGUCCCUUUCAUAAAAAGGAGCAGUUGAAGCUUUACUGUGAGACAUGUGACAAACUGACAUGUCGGGACUGCCAGUUAUUAGAACAUAAAGAGCAUAGAUAUCAAUUUAUAGAAGAAGCUUUUCAGAAUCAGAAAGUGAUCAUAGAUACACUAAUCACCAAACUGAUGGAAAAAACGAAAUACAUAAAAUUCACAGGAAAUCAGAUCCAAAACAGAAUAAUUGAAGUAAAUCAAAAUCAAAAACAGGUAGAACAGGAUAUUAAAGUUGCUAUAUUUACAUUGAUGGUAGAAAUAAAUAAAAAAGGAAAAGCUCUACUACAUCAGCUAGAGAGCCUUGCAAAGGAUCAUCGCAUGAAACUUAUGCAGCAACAACAGGAAGUGGCUGGACUUUCUAAACAAUUGGAACAUGUCAUGCAUUUUUCUAAAUGGGCAGUUUCCAGUGGCAGCAGUACAGCAUUACUUUAUAGCAAGCGACUGAUUAUAUACCGGUUACGGCACCUCCUUCGUGCAAGGUGUGAUGCUUCUCCAGUGACCAACAACACCAUCCAAUUUCACUGUGAUCCUAGUUUCUGGGCUCAAAAUAUUAUCAACUUAGGUUCUUUAGUAAUCGAGGAUAAAGAGAGUCAACCACAAAUGCCUAAGCAGAAUCCUGUCGUGGAACAAAAUUCACAGCCACCAGGUGGUUUAUCUUCAAACCAGUUAUCCAAGUUUCCAACACAGAUCAGCCUAGCUCAGUUACGACUCCAGCAUAUGCAGCAACAGGUAAUGGCUCAGAGGCAACAGGUGCAACGGAGGCCAGCACCUGUGGGUUUACCAAACCCUAGAAUGCAGGGGCCCAUCCAGCAGCCUUCCAUCUCUCUUCAGCAACCCCCUCCACGUUUGAUAAAUUUUCAAAAUCACAGCCCCAAACCCAAUGGACCAGUGCUUCCUCCUCACCCUCAACCACUGAGGUUUUCACCAAACCAGAAUAUACCACGACAAGCAAUAAAACCCAACCCCCUACAGAUGGCUUUCUUGGCUCAACAAGCCAUAAAACAGUGGCAGAUCAGCAGCGGACAGGCUGCCCCAUCAACGGCCAACAGCACGUCCUCAACUCCUUCCAGUCCCACCAUUACUAGUGCAGCAGGGUACGAUGGAAAGACUUUUGGUUCACCUAUGAUUGAUUUGAGUGCACCAGUGGGAGGUUCUUACAAUCUCCCUUCUCUUCCAGAUAUUGACUGUUCAAGUACUAUAAUGCUGGACAAUAUUGGGAGAAAAGAUACCAGUGUAGAUCCUGGCCAGCCAAGACCACCUUCAAACAGAACAGUCCAGUCACCAAAUUCAUCAGUGCCAUCUCCAGGCCUUGCAGGACCUGUUACUAUGACUAGUGUACACCCCCCAAUACGUUCACCUAGUGCCUCCAGCGUUGGGAGCCGAGGAAGCUCUGGCUCUUCCAGCAAACCAGCAGGAGCUGAUUCUACCCACAAAGUUCCAGUGGUGAUGUUGGAGCCAAUCCGAAUAAAACAAGAAAACAGUGGACCACCUGAAAAUUAUGAUUUUCCUGUUGUUAUAGUAAAACAAGAAUCAGAUGAAGAAUCUAGGCCUCAAAAUACCAACUAUCCAAGAAGCAUACUCACCUCCCUGCUCUUAAACAGCGGUCAGAACUCUGCUUCUGAGGAGACUGUGCUAAGAUCAGAUGCCCCUGAUAGUACAGGAGAUCAACCUGGACUUCACCAGGAAAAUUCCUCAAAUGGAAAGUCUGAGUGGCUAGAUGCCUCCCAGAAGUCACCCCUUCAUGUUGGAGAGACAAGGAAAGAGGAUGACCCCAAUGAGGACUGGUGUGCAGUUUGUCAAAACGGAGGAGAACUCCUAUGCUGUGAGAAGUGUCCCAAAGUAUUCCAUCUUUCUUGUCAUGUGCCCACAUUGACAAAUUUUCCAAGUGGAGAGUGGAUUUGCACUUUCUGCCGAGACUUAUCUAAACCAGAAGUUGAAUAUGAUUGUGAUGCUCCCAGUCAAAACGCAGAAAAAAAGAAAAAUGAAGGCCUUUAUAAAUUAACACCAAUAGAUAAAAGGAAGUGUGAACGCCUACUUUUAUUUCUAUACUGCCAUGAAAUGAGCCUGGCUUUUCAAGACCCUGUUCCUCUGACUGUGCCUGAAUAUUACAAAAUAAUUAAAAGUCCAAUGGACUUGUCAACCAUCAAGAAAAGAUUACAAGAAGAUUGUUCCAUGUACACAAAGCCUGAAGAUUUUGUUGCUGAUUGUAAAUUGAUCUUUCAAAACUGUGCUGAAUUCAAUGAGCCUGAUUCAGAAGUAGCCAAUGCUGGUAUAAAACUUGAAAGCUAUUUUGAAGAACUUCUAAAGAAUCUUUAUCCAGAAAAAAGGUUUCCUAAACUAGAAUUUCGUAAUGAAUCAGAAGAUAAUAAAUAUAGUGAUGAUUCAGAUGAUGACUUUGUACAGCCCCGGAAGAAACGCCUCAAAAGCAUCGAGUAAUGCCAGUUGCUUAAAUAAGGAAUGCCGUUGGCAUGUGCUGGUUUUUAGAGUUUUUGUUUGUUUGUUUUCAAAAAACAUUUGUCAGUAAUUUAACAUCACCACAAAGAGUUUGUGACCACUCAGUUUUUGAUGUUUACUGGACUUCGAUUUUCUUAAUAACCCAUUUCUUUAACCUCUUAUCAUUAAGAAAAGAACUCAAAGAGGAAGAAAGGAAAUGAAAGGAAGGAGGGAAGGAAAAGAUGGUAGAAAAGAAGAAAGAAGCAUCAACAGUGAAGUAAACAGACAUUUUUCCCACUUCUUGGAUUUCAAAACCACAGUUUGUAGCAAUAGCUACUAUAGAAGGGAAAUAGACUUUGUAUGAACUCUAAGUUGAAAUGUGGUUUGAAUGUGUGAAUUAAUCCACUUUUAGAAAAUUAAUACCACUACCCAUUAAUUAUGGGUAAUAUUAAGAUAGAAGUGUACUGCACCUAAGAGCAGUACUUGCAAACAUGAGUGGUGACAAGAGGAUACCAACCCGGGCAAGAAAAGGGUAGAUUAGAUGCUAUUAAGAAGGCACCUAAUAGUAUAUCAUGUAAGAUGGAAACUGUAUUAAAGAAAAAUCAGGAAAACAAAUGGUUGAUUUUUGUUUUUGUUUUUAUCUUGUCUAUAGAAAUGUUCUGUAUAGCAGGUUUUCAAGGCCAUUUUUCAUACAUUUCUAGAUCUAGAUUUUCAACUUCUUCCACUGAAGGAAAUAAGUGUACACAUUUGGUUUUGCUGUGUGUCUGUAUGUGGUUGGUUGGUUGUUUUUUAACUGUGCAGGUGAUCCUUCUAUAACAAGCCUCAUCGUUUGCAGUAUGGCUUUAGUGAAGCUACCUAAACUGUAAAAUACAGCAGUGUACACCGUAUUUGAUGUGAGGUUUCUUUAACAUAUACUCUGUUGGGCAUUAAAUAUAAGUUCCCCUGAAAGGGUC